Molecule: messenger RNA, 681 nt
Organism: Penaeus chinensis
Lineage: Eukaryota; Metazoa; Arthropoda; Malacostraca; Decapoda; Penaeidae
Product: mucin-1-like
Exons: 3
Coding region: 1-681 (226 amino acids)
Source: RefSeq, a predicted model, not a curated record
AUGGCCACUCGUGACAGAAGGAAUCAUGUGAAAGUAAAGAACAUCAGGUUAGUGACAUUUAAUGAUCAGUGGCCAUCAGUUCCAUUCAUUGAAACAAAAGAUAUUAAUGAUAUUAAGGGACACCGAGGGAUACGCAGGGACACCGAGGGACACGCAGGGACACCGAGGGAGACGCAGGGGCACCGAGGGACACUGAGGGACACCGAGGGACACGCAGGGGCACCGAGGGACAUGCAGGGACACCGAGGGACACGCAGGGGUACCGAGGGACACGCAGGGACACCGAUGAACACGCAGGGACACCGAGGGACACGCAGGGACACCGAGGGACACGCAGGGACACCGAUGAACACGCAGGGACACCGAAGGACACGAAGGGACACCGAUGAACACGCAGGGACACCGAUGGACACGCAGGGGCACCGAGGGACACGCAGGGACACCGAUGGACACGCAGGGGCACCGAGGGACACGCAGGGACACCGAUGGACACGCAGGGGCACCGAGGGACACGCAGGGACACCGAUGGACACGCAGGGACACCGGGGGACAUGCAGGGACACCGAGGGACAUGCAGGGACACGCAGGGGCACCGAGGGACACGCAGGGACACCGAGGGACACGCAGGGACACGCAGGGACACACAAGGACGCAUUAGCCAGAUCCAUUCGCGAGAUCUGA